Molecule: messenger RNA, 2154 nt
Organism: Chinchilla lanigera (long-tailed chinchilla)
Lineage: Eukaryota; Metazoa; Chordata; Mammalia; Rodentia; Chinchillidae
Gene: Parp16
Product: poly (ADP-ribose) polymerase family, member 16
Biological process (GO): endoplasmic reticulum unfolded protein response
Cellular component (GO): endoplasmic reticulum tubular network; intracellular anatomical structure; membrane
Molecular function (GO): NAD+ poly-ADP-ribosyltransferase activity; kinase binding; protein serine/threonine kinase activator activity
Source: RefSeq, a predicted model, not a curated record
CCAGGAGGCCGCGGGCCGCGACGUGCUGGCCGCCGACCUGCGCUGCAGCCUCUUCGCCGCCGCGCUGCGCAGCUACAAGCGCGAUUCCGCGCUGCGGCCCUUCCCCGCCGCCUACGCCCGCGGCGACUGCAAGGACUUCGAGGCCCUGCUCGCAGAUACCAGCAAGUUACCAAACUUGAAAGAGCUUCUGUCCUCUGGAGACAAAGACCAGCGGGCCUGGGACCUGGUGAGCUGGAUUUUGACCUCCAGGGUCCUGACAAUCCACAGCGCAGGGAAGGCAGAGUUUGAAAAGAUCCAGGAGCUGACUGGUGCCCCUCACACGCCUGUCCCUGUCCCAGACUUCCUGUUUGAGAUCGAGUACUUCAACCCAGCCAAUGCCAAAUUUUAUGAGACCAAAGGAGAACGAGACCUCAUCUAUGCCUUCCAUGGUAGCCGCCUGGAAAACUUCCAUUCCAUCAUCCACAAUGGCCUGCACUGCCACCUCAACAAGACAUCCUUGUUUGGAGAGGGGACCUACCUCACGAGUGACCUGAGCCUGGCCCUCAUUUACAGUCCCCACGGCCACGGGUGGCAGCACAGCCUUCUCGGGCCCAUCCUUAGCUGUGUGGCCGUGUGCGAGGUCAUCGACCAUCCAGACGUCAAGUGCCAAACCAAGAAGAAGGAUUCCAAGGAGAUAGACCGCAGAAGAGCGAGAAUCAAGCACAGCGAAGGAGGAGACAUUCCCCCUAAGUACUUCGUGGUCACCAACAACCAGCUCCUGCGGGUGAAGUACCUGCUGGUGUAUUCCCAGAAGCAGCCCAAGAGGGCUUCCAGCCAGCUGUCCUGGUUUUCCAGCCAUUGGUUUAUGGUCAUGAUGGCCCUGUAUCUGAUGCUGCUGCUUAUAGUGAGUGUCCUCAACUCCUCUGCUUUCCAGCACUUUUGGAAUCGCGUCAAGAGAUGAUCUUUCUGGGCCUGGUGUGGGGGCCACCUCAGCCGUGUGCCUUAUGAUAGCUCGUUCUCUACCUCCUGUGUCUCAUGUUCAGCCAGGUAGAGCCUAGGGGACAGCUGGGGGACCACAGGACAAUUUGCCCUAUGUCAUACGUGUACUGAUUGCCUUCAAUAAUGCUCCCAGCCAUACCCCAUCAGUGAGGACCCCAGGUCCCCCUCUCAUCCGCUCCUUCCUCAAGGGUCCCAUGGAGUUGGCUCUCCAGCCAGGGCCAAAGGAAAAGUCCUGCUGCAUUUAAAAACAAAGUGUCCAAGCGGUGAGCGGCGUGUUUGUGUUGCUCCUGGCAGAGGCUGGGCCUUUCUCUAAGCCUUCUGGAAGGCGGGACGCAUGUGUCGGGGACCGUAAAUCACUAGGCGGUUACCUUGUUUUGACUCAAGACACUCAACAGGGACAGCCAUGUUUCUCCUAAAAAAUCAGUGAGAUUGUUUUUGGAUUCCAUCAGCUUUUGUACGUGAGUGCAAAACAUUUUCAUAGUUUUCGCAAAUCAACAAGCAGCCUCCUGCUACAGCUGGAUCUCCCGCUCCCAGACCUCGGACCAGAAUGGAAGGAGCCAGAGGCCUGAUUAAAAAAAAAAAAAAAAAAUACAGACUUAACAAUGAGCAACUCGAGUCAUCUUUUUCUAAAAAUUACCAACUGCUGAUUAUAGCUGAAGUGGAACCAAAUGUUUGUUUUCUGAUUUUUUUUUUUUUAAUAGCCGUUUGACAAAUUAGUCUUUGUGAGCAGAGUACAAGGGGGGAGAUUUCUAAACCUAGAGCACCAUCUGGCCAGGAUCCACAGCCUCUUUGCUGGCUGUGCUUUAGAGAGGUUGCGGAGCCCCAGGCUUGCUCCUGUUCUUCUCACGAAGCUGCCUUGAUCGUGGCCUCCCAGCCAAAGGGCCACGCCGCUGGCCUUCGGGACAGAAUGUGCCGCAGAGCCGGGGACGGAGCUGCCUCCAGGGGCGUCGUGGUCCUGUGGACACAGCCCAGCGUGGUAUUCUCCGGCCUCUGCCACCUGCUGGGUUUCUUUCAGCCCUGAUGGAUCCCUGUCCCGUCUGGGGAUGGGAUUUUUCGAAGGGAGAACAUAAUUUUUCUAUAAUUUGUAAAGUUGUGAAAAAGUCACUGUCACAGUUUUUACAUUGACUAUUGGAACAUUUCAAAACCAAUAAAGGUAUUUUCCUAAUUACCACCUCA